Messenger RNA from Galleria mellonella (greater wax moth), 1948 nucleotides. It is a transcript of the gene Fkbp45, whose product is annotated as 46 kDa FK506-binding nuclear protein. The record is from RefSeq and is a predicted model, not a curated record. NCBI's taxonomy places the organism in Eukaryota, Metazoa, Arthropoda, Insecta, Lepidoptera, Pyralidae. The transcript is spliced from 8 exons. The coding region runs from base 189 to 1421 and encodes 410 amino acids. Gene Ontology annotation, molecular function: peptidyl-prolyl cis-trans isomerase activity; macrolide binding. Gene Ontology annotation, cellular component: nucleolus; chromatin.
UCGUUGAAUUAUUUGAUUGUUCGUUAUUCUUGUUCGUGCUCAUAUUCUUUUUCAUUUUGAUUCAAGUCGUCUACAUCUAUAUUUUCUGUUAGAUAAAUAAUUAAAGCUCUGUAAACUGUGAAUUUUACAUUGUAAGCGGUUUAUAGUUUUUAAAUACACUACAUAAUUUAUACAAAAACGCCGACAUAAUGUUUUGGGGACUUAUUAUGGAACCGAACAAGCGGUACACGCAGGUUGUGGAAAAACCAUUUCACAUAUCACAAGCUGCAAUGGACAUCUCCACAGGAGAUAAUGAUGCUUGCCAAGUGAUGGUGGUAGUCGAUGGCAAGAACUUCCUUGUUUGUACUUUACAGAAGAACAAAUGCAUACAAGUACCAUUAGAUCUGUAUUUCAAAACUGGAGAUAAUAUUUCAUUCCUUACAAAUGGUAAAUGUAAUGUUCACUUAACUGGGUACUUGGACCCAGAAUAUGAGUUAGAGGUAUCUGAUGGUGAUGAAGAAGAAGAUGAAGAGGAAGCACCUGCUUUAGUACCUACGAAAAACAAGAGAAAACUUGAUAACAGCAAUAAUGUGACGCCCAGCAAAAAAGCUAAGCAAGAUAAAAAAGCAGACAAAAAGGCAUCAGCCGAAGACACUUCAGACUCAGACUCUGAUGAUGAAAACCAGCUCCAAAAGUUCUUAGAUGGUGAAGAUAUUGAUACUGAUGAAAAUGAUGAUUCAUUUAAAGUAAAUACAUCUGGCGAAGCUAGUGAUAGUGACGAGGAAGAUGAUGAUGAAGAAGAGGCUGAAGAGGAAGAGGAUGAAGUUAAUGAAAAGAAGAACAAAAUGGACACAUCCAGCGAAGCAGAAACUACUCUGGAUACCAGCAAGGAAGAUAAUCAAGUAGACAUGUCUAAAUUAAGCAAGAGCCAACGACGACGUCUUAAAAAGAAACAGAAGGCUGCAGCUCAACAACCACUAGUCAAUGGUGUAGACAAAUCUAAGAAGGAGAAACAGGAUGCAAAACAGGAGCAACAAAAAGCAGAUAAAAAGAAACCAGGAGCAAAAAAAGAGGUUCAAGAAGGUGCCGGAGAUAAAAAAGAAAAGAAAUCACUAAGUGGUGGAGUGUUUAUAGAAGAUGUUAGUGUUGGCUCUGGGCCAGCUGCAAAGCCUGGGAAAGUUGUCACCGUAUAUUAUGAAGGACGUUUGAAACAGAACAACAAAAUGUUUGACAACUGCUUGAAAGGUCCCGGUUUCAAGUUUAAACUAGGCGCGAAGGAAGUGAUAGCUGGCUGGGAUGUCGGCAUCAGUGGCAUGAAGGUUGGCGGCAAAAGGAAAAUCGUAUGCCCACCCACGAUGGCAUAUGGAGCAAAGGGCUCGCCACCAGUAAUUCCGCCAAAUUCAACUUUAGUAUUUGAUGUUGAGUUGAAGAAUGUUAAAUGAAAUAAUUAGUUUAUGAAUCUGUAUCAGUGUGUCAUGGACAGUAAUUGUUUUUGGUUAAAAUGAAUGUUAUUGAAAGAUUGCCAUUGUAUGAGGAGUACAGACUAAAAAGUCUGUUCAUGUCAAUUUGAAGCAUCUGCAAUUCAAUAUGAAUCUAUGAAAAAUUAUUGUCAGUAUGUGUUUUUUCUUUUUUUUUUUUUAUUGCAGAUGGUUCAUAAUUGACUUACUUAAGUUCUAUAUAAGCUAGAUUGUAAGAGUUAAACUGGAAUUUAUUUUUAAGAGUCAAAAUUCGUAUUUUCGAAUUUAAAAUAAAGUUACAGUUUACAACAAUGAUAUGCUGCUACCAUUAAAAGAUGAUUUAUUAAUUUUGUAUCUACUUAAUUGGAAUUGUAAUAGUAGGUAAUUUUUUAUGAAGGUCUAUUUUAAAAUUGUGUCAUUUGAAGUCUCGCAUAAACAUACUACAGUUUAAAUCUUAAUGUUUCAUUAGCUAUUUCAAAACAGUAUCAAGAAUUAAAUAACAUUGUAUUAUA